This is a messenger RNA of Sceloporus undulatus (fence lizard), 2839 nucleotides long. RefSeq names its product meiosis 1 associated protein (gene M1AP). The coding region runs from base 315 to 1958 and encodes 547 amino acids. The transcript has 11 exons. The record is from RefSeq and is a predicted model, not a curated record. Lineage: Eukaryota; Metazoa; Chordata; Lepidosauria; Squamata; Phrynosomatidae. Gene Ontology annotation, biological process: spermatogenesis; meiosis I; male meiosis chromosome separation.
UUGGGAAGCCAAGUGGGGUUGGGGUUCCUCAGCCCUUGGGUGGGCAACCCCCAAGGAGUCCCAGGGGAGCCGCGAAGAAUCCCAAGACCGCCAAGAGAGCAGCUGUGGCAAUGAUGUGGACCUCAGGGCCUGACCAGAGGCCCCAUGCAGGUGGACCUCUAGCACCCCAAGACAACACUGCCUCCACCUACUAUGGGUCCCUGGGCUUAGGCCCAUCCUGGGAGGUGUGCGUGUGAGAGAGUGGGACUCUGGAACUAGGCCACUUGGCUGCAAAAGGAAACUAACCGGCUGUAGGCAGUCCAAUCCUCCCUUUCAUGAUGAGCUCAGGGACCAAACGCAUGAGGGACGCCGGAGCCACUGACCUUGGCAGCCAACCUGCUACUGGUUCCCAGCCACCGCCGCCGCCACGGAUCUUGGUGGUGGACGCUCGGCCCCCUCAUUGGGCUCAGACCUGCCCCAAGCUCUGCGAAGCCCUGGAGAACCUCUUCUGCCUGGCCUGCAGCCUCGGGGGACCUCCCCGCCUCCCACUCUUCAGCCUCUAUGUGGCCCAGAGGCAGCACGAAUGCCUCCUGCCCUUCAUGCCGGUGAAGGGAGGCUUUGCCCGGCUCCAGAGCUGCCUCGCGGAGCUGCGUGCUGUGCCGGCCGAGGGAGCAUUCCGGCCUGGAGAGGAGGCUGCGGCCGUGGCCCAGGCGGUGCAGGAUGGCCUCCAGCAGUUCAAGCAGUACACCGGGCAAGGGAUGGCCGGCGCCACCCUCAGCAGUUGCGCCAUUGAGGUGACCGUUCUGACCAGCCAGCUCAGCACAGAGGUGGCCCGGCAACUGGAGAUGAGGCUGCAAGGGACCGACCAGGUCAGCUUGCGACAGCUGCAGGUGGUUGCGAUUGCCCCUGGGGGCUUGCAGGAAGUGCCAACACCAGCAGCCGGAGGAAGCACCAGCACCCACGGGACCCCUGUGGAAGAAGAGGAGGCCGCCUUCGCUGCGUCCGGCCUCCUGGGCCCAGAGGUGGACCUCCAGACGGUGGAGAACGAGGUGGUGGCCCUGGAGGGCUUCUUCAAGGCCUGGCUCCAGGACCCCGGUGGGGAGCAGGAGCACCUCCACCUCCUCCUGCCGGCCCCAUUGCGGGGCUCCCUGGCCUGUCUCAAGUGUGACAUCCAGGAAAGGCUCCUCAGCCCGGCUCUGCUUCCACCUGUGGGCACCAACAGAGACAACGUGGCAAGAGCCAACAGUGUCACCACUGACUGCUUCUGGAUGGCACCUGGACCAGGCCUGGCACCACACCGGCUCAGGGUCCUCAGGUACCCCUCAGGGGCAUUGAGAGCGGAGGGGUUGUGUGCGUCCCUCCUCUUCGGCCUCCCCCUGAUCGUCCGGCCCACAAGUUGCUGGCGGCUGAACUGGGAUGAACUGGAAGUCAACCAGCACCGCUUCCAGGCCCUGUGCAGAGGCCUACGGAACCGGGAGUGGCUCCUUCUGGCGCGGCACGAACCCCAAGGAGAGUCUGGCCCCUGCAGGGUGCCCCUGGCCACGGCCCCCGUAGCUUCCCACUGGGCCCUCCUGCCUGCAGCCUCCUGUUCCUCCCUCCUCCUGCGUGCCCUGGCCCCCCAAGAGCUGCUCCUGCCAGGCCCCUGCCCUGUCCUCCCCGCAGACCCUCCGGAGGCAGCACUCAGAGACAUGGAGGGCAUCCUGGAGGGCCUUGAGGUGGAGAUGACCUUUGACCCCCUGUGCCUGGGCUCCCACCUGUAUCGGGCAUUGCGAACCAUCCUGGCCCGGCCCCUCGAUCCUCGCCCACCUCUGCGCCUGGCCGAGCGCCACCUGUCCCGCCAGCAGGCCAGCCGGCAGCACCCCAGCAGGGCAAGGGCCACAGUGGCCCCCCUGCGCCUUGCUCCAGCAGGCCCCAAUGCCAGCCGAGUGGCUCUCUCCCUGUUCUCCGGAGAGGAAGAGGAGUUCCUUGAUGCCAUAUGAGAGGAGCAGCAGGAGCCCCCCCCCUUCCCCCGUUCCCAAGGGGGCCACGAGCAGGCUGGGGGAGCAAGCCACACAGACCCACCUUUUAACCCCCACAUCUGCAGCCCCAGCCCCCCAUUGCCACAAGUGCCUCAGCCCCCCCUCCCCAUACACACAAAGGGAAGGGCUGCUUGUUUCCCACCCCAUUCCCACUCCUCCCCCUCUUGCCCAGGAAAGAUCCCCCUUCCUCCCCAGGGAUCUCCCAUAGCCAGUCCCCCCCACAACUGGGCAGGGAGGGUGCCUCCCCAUCAUUCCUGGUCUGUCUGUGGGGAAACUGGGCUAUGGAAGGGGGGUUGAAGAGGACCCUGGGGCCUCCGCCCAGCCUCCCCCUCCUUGUAAACUGCUUUGCUGCAGCAGCAACCUUCCUUUGCCCACGCACACCACACACACGCACACCACACACACAGUGUUGUUGCUUUUGCAAGAUCUGGGAGCGGAAACAGCCCAACUUCCUCUUCAGCAACACUGGGAGAAGGGGCACUUCCGCUCAGUCCCACUCCCCCCCCUUAGAGGCCCAGUCUGGCCCCAUUUGUUUCUUGUGGGGUAGCUCCCGGGGGGGGGGGGUCCAGUUCUUUCCCAGCUCAGGAAGGGCCUCUGCCCCCCUCCACCUUAAGAAACUCCCCAGUGGGGCAUCAGGUGAAGGGGGGACAGGGCUGUGAAGCCCCGCCCCACACACACACCCUCCCCUGAGACCAGCUUCAGGGACCCACUGGGCCCCCUGGGGUUGUGCCCCCCCAACCUCAGCAAAACCCACCAGGAAGACCCCCCCAUUCCACAGCACACUCAGUUUUAGUAAAAUGAAAAACCCCUUUAAUAUCAAAAUAAAUCUCUCUAGAAAAAUA